GUUGUUUAAACUGCAAUUCUAUUCUACAUUUACUUCCCUUUGUAUCAUUUACGCUAAUUGAUAUCUUUGUAAAUGCCUCUCUCAGAGUAGACAAUGUUUAAAAUAAUCUAACCUUUGAUGCUUCCUUGCAGUUAAGACUUUAAUACACAUACAGAGUUGUGUCACUGAAGUGGGUGGGCAACUGAAAUUCAAUUAUGGAAGACAAGGACAAAUUAGGUGGCUAUCUUAUACAAAGUGAAGAUGGCGAACUACUUAUUGUCUGUAUUAAUGAAGAUCACGAAGAAGGUUCAGUGAAACAGGAGCUGCCUGAGCCUUCAAUGUCUACAUCCGAGAAUGAGGAAGAGAAUCUUGUUUCUAAAGUAAUUCCUGACAUUACCAUGAUAGGAAAUCUUGUGAAGCCUCAAACUGAUGCAUGUCUAGCAUAUGAAAAUUCUUAUUGCACAAAGAUGGACCCUGCUACAGUAGCUUAUCAUUAUGUGCCUGGAACAUCUCAGCAAAGUUCAAGUGUUUUACCAGAAACUGCAGCAUGUGAAGCAAGUACAUCUGAGGAAAACAUUAAAAACAAAAUGGACGAUUAUAGCAAUUCAUUAGUUGAUGAUGAUGAUGAUGAUGAUUUUGAUGAAGAUGAUGAUGAAGGUGCGGUUGGAGGAGACACUCCUCUUGCCAUGGUUAUUCAGUACUUAAACCAGCACUGCUCAGGUUACCCUGAACUAGAUGAUGAAGUUUUGUCUCAUAUGACUCAAGGAGAUGCUGAUGAGUGUAUUAAAGAUAUUGAUUUUCAACUGGAGCUUAUAGAGAAAGCAUGUGAGAAAUUUGAAAAGAUUGUGACUAGAGAAAGUGAUAUAAUGACAGACAUAAACAAAAGAAGCGAAAUUACUAGCAAUCAAAUGGAAAAGAAUAAAACACAAAGGAUUAUACAUCCAGAUCAGGGGGACAAGAAUGAAAUAGGCUCUGAACAAUUAUUUGAAAACAUUCUCACUAUUAAUAAUAAAUGUAGUAAAAAACAUAACACGAAGGAUAGUUCGUCAAAACCAAAACAAAGAUCUGCAAAGCUGCGCCGUGGGCUUCCAUAUUGCUGCAAGUGUGGAAGGGAUUCUCUUGUACAUGUGGAUAAGGUGUUUAUUCAGUGUUUUCCUGAAGCAAAAUCAGACAUAAUGGAUACACGAUUGCUGUCUGAGGUGUAUGGACAUUUUGAAACUGAUAAACAUGACCCCAUAGAAUUGUUGUUGUACAUUUUACAAAAGUACUGUAAUGAAUCGCAGAUGGUUUGCUGUUGUUUUUGCGGUGAGAAAUUGUACUCUAUCCACUCUAUAUUCAACCAUGUAACUACCACUGAUUCUCACCGACAUUUCUCUUCAUACAACCACAGCAGUUGUACAAUGCUGGUACCAGAAAAGAAACAUUUUGUUUGUGUCAUCUGCUGUACCAUGAAGGCCUCAACCAUUGAAAUAAUAUCUCAUUACCGAUACGAGCACCAGAUUGAGCACCGAGAGCAAAUAAGCAUGUUCUGCAAGGCAUCUCAGAUGUACACCCAGAAACAGGAGACCAUUGUCUGCAAUUACUGCGAAACAAAUCACGAACAUUUCAACGUCAUGAUGCAGCACAUCAGAAAACAGCAUCUAAUCAUUGAACCAAUGGAGUACAAAAAGCGCAAGAACCCCCUUGCACCCAAUGGUGCUGUACCGGUGGCUGUUUCAUCGAAAGAAACUGAUGGCAACAUUAAGAAAAGGAAAACUAGCUUCAUAUGUACAUAUUGUAAGCUAAGAUUUGUGUUUGCAAAAGAUCUGAAAGAUCAUAUAGAAAAAGCACACUCAAGUUCCUAGUGAGACACGAAUUUAAAACUCAUGUAUGAUGCAUAUGAUGCAUGUCACUAGAACACAUUUUGUUUAUCAUGAAUAUAAUAAUUAUUUGUUAUGGUCAGGUACCGGUAUCAGGGGUUCCACUGGCCCAAAAAAAGUUGUCGCCACUUUUUCGCGGCGUGAAUACUGUCGGUUAUUCCACCUUAUUAAUAAGAACAAUCAUUUCAAGAAACCUUACUACAUUAAUGUCAUUGACUAUAUUAUCACUUUAAAAAGUAUGUUAUUUCAUGAUAAAAAACAAUAAGUACCUUCAUAAGUCAUACCUUCAUAAGUCUUAAUAAGCUUUAUUUGUAUAUAAAUAACAUUUUUUUCAACUUGAUAAACAACACAGAUAACCAAAAUAAUAUAAUAAUGUUAACAUCAAUGUAUUAAACAGUAUCUCACUUCAAAGUGUUUAACAGUUAUAUUUGGUCAUUUGGACAUGAUAUACAUCAGCUUCUGUUGUUAACAAGUUUUCUGUUAGUGGUGGAUGAUUUCCAGGUUCAAUUAAAUGACUGUUGUUCACGCCUUUUUCCUGACUGAAAGGCCCAGAUAAUUGCCACCAUCCAUUCUAGUUGCCUGAAAUAACAUAAAACAUAUUUUAACAAACUAUCAACAUCAAACCAACACAUAAAUGUCCCUAUCUUUAAAUGUCCGAAUUUAACAUAUCCGAAAUAUAGUACAUCGAGUGAAUGUUUUAUAUUUAUUUCAGAAAUUGUUGUUAUUUUAAUCAAUUUAUAUCCUUCCCAGAACAUUACAAUAAUGAAUCUAUUAAACAGAAAUGCUCACAAAUACCUGUUGAAACAAGUUUUUAUUUGUUGAUGUGGAGAAAUUAAAUGCUUUUGCCAGCCCCACGGUUUUGAUUGUAACAAAGAAAUAGCGGCCCUAAUAAUCAUUAUAAUUAUUGAUCGUCGUGACAGUUUGUCCCCGUGUUACUUAACUUAUUGCGCAAUAUCAUAAAGGAGCCGUUAAUCCGAUAAUAACCCCAUAGAACUAGACAAUAGCAGUAAAAACACCGUUUGUAACACUUACAAGCUUCGGUGAUUUCAGUGCACUCUACACUGUAGGUUGCUUACAUCGUCGUAAAUCAAUAUUUACAACUGACAGACGCUGGCCGCUAAUGCUCGGUCGCGUGCUUUCGACUCGCAGUACAUUUUCGGAUAGGAUUUUACCGAUUUUUUAAAAUUCGCCACUUUUAAAAAAUUGGAGCCACAUUUAAAAAUUUAGCGACAUUUGGCGCCAAUUGCGAUCGACAGCGGAACCCCUGGGUAUAACAUUUAUGUCAAUAUUUUAUUGUUAGCAAUCUUAAACCUAAGCAUAAAAAUGAACAGCAAUAUUCAAUAAAAUAAUUGAUCUUAACUGGUUGAAUGAAUGGAAUGCUGUUUAUUUCAAUGAAAUUUAUAAUGGCAAGUUUACGCCAGUACACACAUGUUUAGUGGCAUUAGUUGCUGAACAAAAAAUUGUUGAACUGUUGAAUGACAAAAUCCCAACAGUAGAUGUAUUAGUUAUUGACUGUACAGCAAAAAUUGUUUUCCAUUGUAUGGAACUAAUUAUAUUAAUAGUAUUAUAAUAUUGUUAUAAAUGAAUAAUACUGUACUAAUAAAUUAGGUGAUGUUACAUACAUUAAAGUAACAAAUUAUGACAGUACCAAAAAGCAACUGACAAUAAUUUGAAUAAAUACAAAAAUAAAAACAGAACUGAUGAAUGAA
Dreissena polymorpha is the source of this 3547-nucleotide messenger RNA. RefSeq lists its product as uncharacterized. The transcript is spliced from 2 exons. The record is from RefSeq and is a predicted model, not a curated record. Bases 195 to 1823 code for a protein of 542 amino acids. NCBI's taxonomy places the organism in Eukaryota, Metazoa, Mollusca, Bivalvia, Myida, Dreissenidae.